CUAAUAUAUUAUUGAUCAUACCUCAAUGGUUUAUGGCAAUCAGCCCGAUAAAUCAAUUUAAAUACUUCGUGUUAAUUUCUCGAGUAUGAUCAUUUAGUUACGGAUUUUUUAACAACACUUCAGAUACGAAAGACGACACGACAAUGGAAGGCUCCGGAAAGCCAGUGGAGCACGACAGAAGAAUGUCAAUUAUUUCCCAAGCAAGUAUGGCUGUAUCACAACUACCCAAGGGGAAUUUGCAGGAAAUAAAAAGUUAUGCAAAGCCUCCUGAAGCUGUUAAAGAAGUACUAUCGGCUGCUAUGUUAUUACUUGGUCACCAGGAAUCGGAAGUGAAUUGGAAGAUGGUUCAGAAAUGUCUUGCUAAACUAGGAGAGGAGUCAUUACAACAGAGAGUAGCAGAUAUGGACCUCGAAAAAAUACCACAGAAGAACAUAGAGAAGGCCAAAGCAAUACUGUCAAAAUAUGACGAAGAUAAGAUAGCAAAAGUCAGUCUUGCAGUCAAGGCAAUUUAUGUUUGGGUUGAUGCCGUGACUGAAUACUAGGCGACAUCAGAGUACUUCGCGUGAACACCUUUCUUCAUUUAGACACUGUUAACAAAACGGACAUAUUACAUGUUAUAUGUUUGAUUUGUAAAGCUACUGGAAGGAUAUAACAUGUAACGUUACUACAAUGUCUGAGCUUCAACCUUUUAUUUAUAAUAAUAGCAAACAGAAAUGUAGCAGUACACACACACACGCACGCACGCACGCACGCAGAGAGAGAGAGAGAGAGAGAGAGAGAGAGAGAUUAGUCCUGACGUUAUAAUAUUAUGGUUUUAUCAUGGUGUAAUAUUGCCUCAAUACUGUCACUACAUCUAUUUGUUUUAUGUCAUACAUGGUAUCUUUUGACCGAUUGACGUUAAAUUUCAAGGCGACAUCACUUGAAUGUUAAAGAAUAUAUUCACGGUGUUUACAUUAUCUUUUAUUACAGAAAAGUGUGUAAUUUUAUAA
Messenger RNA from Mercenaria mercenaria, 989 nucleotides. RefSeq names its product dynein axonemal heavy chain 2-like. Gene Ontology annotation, cellular component: cytoplasmic dynein complex; motile cilium; axoneme. Gene Ontology annotation, biological process: cilium assembly; intraciliary retrograde transport. Lineage: Eukaryota; Metazoa; Mollusca; Bivalvia; Venerida; Veneridae. The record is from RefSeq and is a predicted model, not a curated record. Bases 144 to 542 code for a protein of 132 amino acids. The transcript has 4 exons. Gene Ontology annotation, molecular function: minus-end-directed microtubule motor activity; dynein intermediate chain binding; dynein light intermediate chain binding.